AUGGCCACGACCCGAUACGGAAUGUAUCAUGCCAUCACGGCAACACCAAUCAUCACCCUUGUAAAAUGGGUUCUCGUCGCACGAUUCGUCAAAUUUAACCGUGCUGCGAGCUCAUUCCUGAACUCGUUCCUCGAGAUCGGGGGAGCUAGUCCCAUGGUGGGCAACAAGGGCUCUUUCUUUGAUGAUCUACAUAGUAAGCAGCACUUCCACAUGUCCAGCCUAUGCAUAUAUCCUCGCUGCCGAGGUGACAUUGCGAUUCUGGAUUCGAAGCCGGUUGCGCUGGAUCCGACAGCCGAGGCUACAUACCCAUGA
This is a messenger RNA of Penicillium samsonianum, 312 nucleotides long. RefSeq lists its product as uncharacterized. The coding region runs from base 1 to 312 and encodes 103 amino acids. The transcript is spliced from 2 exons. The record is from RefSeq and is a predicted model, not a curated record. NCBI's taxonomy places the organism in Eukaryota, Fungi, Ascomycota, Eurotiomycetes, Eurotiales, Aspergillaceae.